AUGGCUACCUUACCAAUUCCAGUUGUCCGUAAGAGGCUGGAUCAUGUCACUUCACGAAAGGAUCUCAAGUACGCAAAGCGCAUCGUUGUUAAAGCUGGAACUUCAACUAUUGUAACAGAGAGUGGAUUCCCAAGUGUUCGUCGAAUUGCUAAUAUUGCAGAAGAAAUCUUCGCUCUUCGCAGUGAAGGGAAAGAGGUGGUUUUUGUCUCCAGUGGAGCAUGUGGAAUGGGGAGGAAUGUACUGAGACGACAAGAUAUUUUGGUCUGUUCUGCCUUUGAUCGUAUGCAUCGCGCCAGCAGACCUUUUUCCAGUAUUGGUAACAAUACAUGUGCAGCAGCAGGACAAGCAAACCUUAUGAAUUUGUAUCAAACUGUCUUUCAGCAAUUGGAUAUUACAUUAGCAGAAUUACUGCUUACGCAUCAUGACUUUCUCACCGAUGAUCGAAGAGAAAAUUUACAUGAUGCAUUGGAAAAUCUUUUAAGUAUUGGUAUUGUACCUGUUGUAAAUGAAAAUGAUACUGUUACAGCUAAUCGUAACAAUACUUUAAAUGAUCCAUUUACAGAUAAUGAUGGUCUCUCUUCUUUGGUGGCACAAACGAUCAGUGCAGACCUUCUUAUCGUUCUUACAGAUGUGGAUGGUCUAUAUGAUCUUCCUCCAAGUGAUCCAAAUGCUCAACUUAUCACAACAUAUGUUCCUGAUAAUUCCGUUACAUUUGGUGCUAAAAGCCCUACAGGACGUGGGGGAAUGAAUGCUAAAAUUGCAGCAGCUUUAUCAGCUGUACGUGGUGGUGUUCCUGCAGUUUGUAUUUGUUCUGGUCAUCGUAUGGGAACUAUUGCAGAGUUACUACAAGGAAAACCAAAUAUUGGUACACUCUUUGUUGAGGACCCAAAACAUCUUCUUGAGAUUGAGGCCACCUCAGCAGAAGGACGACGGGCAAUGGAGAGAAGUGCACAAGAGGCACGUGAGGGUUCACGGAAACUAAACCUUCUCACCUAUGAAGAGCGACGAAAUUUAUUAUUGGCAGUGGCAAAUGCAUUAGACAAUAACCGUGAGAGAAUCCUUAAUGCUAACAGUCAGGAUAUGUGUUUGGCAAAGCAAACAAAUCUUGCUCCACCAAUGCUAAAACGUUUAGAACUUACAAAUUCUAAAAUUGAUACUCUUGUUGCAGGUAUUAUCUCUAUUGCUGAAGCGGCAGAUCCUAUUGGACGUGUAUUAAGUGCCCGUAUGUUGGAUGAUAAUCUUGUUUUAUGUAAAGAGACAGCUUCUAUUGGGGUUCUUCUUGUUAUUUUUGAGUCACGUCCAGACAGUAUGCCACAAAUAGCAGCUUUAGCACUUUCUUCUGGUAAUGGUCUUUUACUAAAAGGAGGACGUGAAGCUGAACACUCUAAUGCUAUACUACACAAAAUUAUUAUUGAGGCAGUAACUGAAGCUACAAAGGGGAAAGUUCCUCCUGGAGUUAUUGGUCUUAUCAAGGGUCGAGCAGAUGUGUAUGAACUACUUAAGCUUGAGGGAUUUAUCGAUCUUGUUAUUCCUCGUGGUUCUAAUGAAAUGGUAAAAAAUAUUCAACGUGCAACUAAUAUCCCAGUACUUGGUCAUGCGGACGGUAUUUGUCACAUUUACGUUCAUGAAGAUGCUGAUAUGUCUGUGGCAGAAAGUGUUAUUAUUGAUGCAAAACUUAAUUAUCCUGCUGCAUGUAAUGCUGUAGAAACAACUCUCUUUCACCGUUCUACAGUAGAAAAUGGAAGUGCAAAAGCUCUUUUGAAUAAAUUGGAAGCUGCUGGUAUAAAACUAUUUGGAGGUCCAAAAGCAAUUAAGGAAUCACUUGUUCGGGCUGGUGCUGCAUCUAUGCAUUUUGAAUAUAGUGAUGAACGUAUGGCGGUGGAAAUUGUGGAAGAUAUGAAUGAAGCUGUUGAACAUAUUAACAAACACGGUUCUCACCAUACAGAAAGUAUUAUUACUAUUGAUGGGGCUACCGCCAGUGAAUUUAUCAAGCGUGUAGAUUCUGCCUGUGUGUUUCACAACUGCUCAACACGCUUUGCAGAUGGCUAUCGUUUUGGACUUGGUGCAGAAGUGGGUAUUAGUACUGGUCGUAUUCAUGCCCGUGGUCCUGUGGGUGUGGAGGGGUUAUUAACGCAGAAGUGGAUACUGCGCCCUACGAGCCCCAAUUUACACGCAACUGUUGGUCAGUUUCAGAGCGGUGAGCGUGCCUUUACACACGAGGAUAUCACAAACUCUAUGAUACAUCGUCAUAGGGACUAA
Messenger RNA from Trypanosoma theileri, 2259 nucleotides. RefSeq names its product putative pyrroline-5-carboxylate synthetase-like protein. The record is from RefSeq and is a predicted model, not a curated record. Lineage: Eukaryota; Euglenozoa; Kinetoplastea; Trypanosomatida; Trypanosomatidae. Gene Ontology annotation, cellular component: cytoplasm. The transcript has a single exon. Gene Ontology annotation, molecular function: glutamate 5-kinase activity; glutamate-5-semialdehyde dehydrogenase (NADP+) activity; ATP binding. Bases 1 to 2259 code for a protein of 752 amino acids.